AAUGGAUUCUAUGUUUGUUUGAAGAAAAAAAAACCGUUUCAGUUUCAAUUUUUCAAUUUUCUGUUCUGUCAAUUUCAUUCAUUAUUAACCCAUAGUAACUGGAUGAUAAUCGUUUAAGCCUAUGAACAUACAUGUAUAAUACACUGACUAUUUUCAUAAUCAUGAUAAUAAUACAAAGUAGUUCAAUCCAAUUUACAUUAUCAAUAUAACAAUUAAAGCAUAUUCAAUACAAUUUUAAUAAGAAGAAUUAUGUUUAUUUAUUUGUUUGUUUGUUUAAAAAGAAAUCCACUUCUAUACUACAUUGAUUAAAACAAUCAAAAUUGUAACUAUGCUAUGAAUUAUAUAAGUGUGAUUGAAGAAGACAUCCAAAUUAAACACUGAAUAUAUGUACAUAUAUAUAUAUAUAUAUAUACUACUAAGAAUCAUAAUGUAUGGAGCAACAACAGGUUCUAAGAAAGGAAAAAAUUUAACAUCGUAUGAUUUAAAAAGUUUAGAUUUACAAACUAAACCAAUUUCAUUACAUAAAUUAGAAAUGAUGACGAAUUUUACACGAAAAGAAUUACAAUUAUUAUAUCAAGGAUUUAAACAUAUUUGUCCUUCAGGUGUUGCCAGUAAAGAAUCUUUCAUAGGAGUAUAUAGAAGAUUUUUUCCUAAUCGUGCAUCUAGUGCUUAUGCUCAAUUAUGCUUUCGAGUUUUUGAUCAAUGUCAAACAGGACAAUUAACAUUUGAGGUUAGUUAGUUAUUUAAUUUUAAAAAAUAUUCGAAUUAUUUUAAGUUGUUUUGAUCACUUAAUUUCUCAUUUGGUAGUCUUACAUUGUUUUAUUUGAAUAACAUAUAUUAUCCACACAACUAUAGUUAGAAAUACUUUACCCUUUGGUAUUUCUAAUAAGGACAUUCGUCUAAGUUUAAUCGAUUAGUUUCACAGUAUUUGGACGCUGAGAUGUAAAACAUGUAAGAGGAAGAAUGUAUUUGUAAAAUCUCAGUGAAUGAAUUUUAAGUAAAUCCAAUUUUCGCUUGGUAAUGUUUGAUAUUUCUACCUGAAGUAUGUGUUGAUGAUAUUGUUCAGAGGAACAACAAAAACUCUACAACAAAACUAUCCAGCUCAAAGAAUAAAGCUUCAUCAAAACCUUUUAUAAUUAGCAGACAUUAAUUUGUUAAUAUCAUUGAUGAACACGGUGGAUCUGAUGCAGAUGUGAAGACGCGGAUUAACAAAGCAAGAGGAACAUAUCCACAAGUGAAGAACAUUUGGAACUCGAAACAACUGUCAGUCAGUCAACACCAAAGUCUGAAAUUUCAAUACAAAUAUCAACACAGUUCUACUGUAUGGGGCGGCAAUUCGGAGAAUUACGAAAGCCAUCAUGUCGAAGAUACAAGUGUUAAUUAACAGUUGUCUACACAAAAUACUUCGGAUCCAUUGGCCAGACACUAUUAGACACUGAUAACCUACUGUGUGAGAGAACAAACCAGAUUGCCAUGGAGGAUGAAAUGAGGAAGAAACGCUGGAAGUGGAUAGUACACACAUUGAGCAGAGCACUCAACUGCGUCGCAAGGCAAGCUCAAAGAAAAAAGAGGAAAACCAAAGAACACAUUACGUCAAGAAACGGAGACGUACAUGGGAAAAAUGAACAAUAAUUGGAUAGAACUAGAAAGGGAGGUCCAGGACAGAUUGAGUUGGAGAAUGUUGGUCGGUAGCCUAUGUUCCAUUGGGAGUAUGUAACAAUUUGCCUGUGGUCUAUCACAAUUAGCAAAAGGUUCAAAUUUAGAUAAAAUUAAAUGGAUAUUUAGUUUAUAUGAUAUUAAUGGAGAUGGUUAUAUAAGUAGAUCAGAAUUGAAAGAAGUUAUACAGGCUAUUUAUGAUUUACUUGGUGAUAAACUACUCACUGGUAACAUUGUACAAGCUAUUGAAGAUAGAGUUAAUACAAUGUUUAAUAAAUAUGAUCUUGAUCAUGAUGGUAAAAUAUCAAAAGAUGAAUUUUUUAGUGUUUCUACACAAUAAAAUUCAAUUUCUCUUCAGUCAGUAAAACAAAAGAAAACAAAAAAGUUUUGACAUUUUAAAUGGAAUUUACUAUUCAGUACUUUGUAUAAGUUAGAUGAAUUAAAAAUGACUAGUGGUUAAUCAGAACAAAACUAUAAUAUCUGUAUGGCAUUCAUAGUAAAAUAGUUAGUAAUUAUAGUUGUGUUAUGUGAACUAAUUGUGAAGUUCAUUUAGAAUGAAUGUUAUUCAAAUACGGUGUUGUCACUUGGCAAGGUUAAUAACCUACUGGGAUCAGUGACUAUUUCAAUGACUGUUAGUAAUGUUUUUUUCUUAUCUGCAAUAUUUUGUACAUAAAAGCAUCUAUUCUACUGCACAGCUGUCUUGUAGAUUGAUAUAAGUUCAAUUGGGAGAUUUAUGUCUCUUAGGUAGCCCUCUAUCAACCACAUUGUAUGAUUGUAGAUCUUCUAUCUAGCAAAAUUCUCUUCUUACAUUCUAACAAUCGAAAACGCUUUCAUCAAAUCAUACAACUAUUAUGAUUGUGAAUGCCCACAAAUGCUCUGGUACGGCCAAGAAUGGGGAGAGUUCACUCUCCCUCUCCAAAUGCUUUCAAGUGGCCAUGUGCAUACAACCACUAACAGGGAAGUCCUACUCACUGCCUUCUCGUGGUGAAGAUGUUGUUCGCGAAAUUGAGAGGAAGGAAAGCAAAUGUCCGGAGCUUUAUCCGGGACGGUGGAUACGAGAAUCCAACUAAGGGAGUUGGGAAACCCUGAUUCCAAACCAAUGGUGCAUAUGGGCCCUAGUACUCUGAAAGAACAAAUGGCGUAUGGACGAGUGUGGGCUUCUAAGUAAACCACCUGCCACGGUUCGGACACCCGGCUAGUAUCCCAGCCCUCACACAAAUCGGAAGAUUUAUAUGGCGCAUAUCUAUUUGGCGCCUCCUUGUACCAAUGUUUUUGUGUUUAAAUAGACAAAUAAAUAAGUAUGUUUGUUUACCAUUUGCUGAGUUAUUUAUUGAAGACCAACUAUUUUGUUGCACCACUGAUGAACUAAAAAGUUGGUUUGCAGCAAGCUCAUAUUCAGAUAACCAAUAUGAUGAUGAAAUUUCAUAAUAAAACAAAGCCUAAAGCCUAUCGCUACAAAUCCAAAUUUGUUUGAAUAACAG
This is a messenger RNA of Schistosoma haematobium, 3137 nucleotides long. Its product is annotated as Kv channel-interacting protein 1, variant 2. Gene Ontology annotation, molecular function: calcium ion binding. The record is from RefSeq and is a predicted model, not a curated record. Bases 386 to 739 code for a protein of 117 amino acids. The transcript has 7 exons. NCBI's taxonomy places the organism in Eukaryota, Metazoa, Platyhelminthes, Trematoda, Strigeidida, Schistosomatidae.